AUGCACCGCGCUGCCUCCAACCAGCGCUCGGUCUCCUCCUCCUCGGGUUCCUUCCAGCCGCCGCCGCCGCCGCCGCCGCCACCGCCGCACGCCGCCGACCGGCAGCCGCUCUUCCCGGGGAGCUCCAGCAGCGGCGGCAGCCGGCGGGGCUCGGGGUCGAGCUCGGGCUCGGCGCGGGCCUGCCGCCCUCGCAGCCCCCGCAGCAGCCCCGAGGAGGAGGAAGAAGAGGAGGAGGAAGAAGACAGCAUCAGCAUCAGCAAGCCGCUGGGGGCGGCGGGCGGGCGGCGCUGGGGCUUCCAGGCGCUGUCCCUGGUGCUGCUGCUGGGGCAGGGUGCGCUACUGGACCUCUACCUGAUCGCCGUCACCGACCUGUACUGGUGCAGCUGGAUCGCCACCGACCUGGUGCUGGCGGCCGGCUGGGGCAUCUUCUUCUGCCGCAACAGCCGGGCGCGCCGCCGCGAGCGGCCCCCGCCGCCCCCCGGGCCGCCGCCGCCGCACCCGUUGCUGCUGCACGGCCCCCCCGGCGGGCGCGGGGCCGGGGGGCGCGGGGCCGGCGGCCCCCCCCGCGGCGGCGACUUCGCCUACGCGCAUCUGGCCUGGCUCAUCUACUCCAUCGCCUUCACGCCCAAGGCGGCGCUCAUCCUGGGCACCUCCAUCCUGGAGCUGAUCGAGCUGCGCCUGCCUCUGGGCACCACCGGCUUCCGCAUCACCCUGGCGCUCUCCGCCCCGCUGCUCUACUGCCUGCUGCGGGCCAUCGGCGCCGAGGGCUCCGGCCAGCUGCUCCUGCCCCCGCAGCCUCCGCCGCAGCACCGCGCCGCGGCCGCCUUCCUCGCCACCUGCCUCGACCUCCUCGACAGCUUCUCCCUGCUGGAGCUGGUGCUGCAGCCCAGCCGCCCCGCACCGCUGCCCGCCCCGCUGCGCUACCUCCUCAUCGCCGUCUACUUCCUCUGCUUGGCCUCGCCGGUGCUGUGGCUCUACGAGCUCAGCGCAGCCCGCCCGCCCGGAGCCGCACGCCUCGCCCUCCACCUGCUGCUGCCCGCCGGGCUGCUGGACGCGCCGCUGCUGGCGCUCCGCUGCCUCCUGCUCCUGCGCUACCAGCAGCCACUCUCCCUCUUCAUGCUGAAGAACCUCUUCUUCCUGGCCUGCCGUGGCCUGGAGGCCCUGGAGACCUGCUGUGUCCUGCACCCCACCGCCACCCUGCCGCCGUCCAAGUACGGCUCUGCUGCCGGGCCCCCCGCCGCCGCCCCGCUGGGCCACGGGCUGUCCGACGUCGACGUGGGCCCCCAUGGUUAUGUCAAUGCACUGGCCGUCACCGCUCAGGGCUGAGCCCGUCGAGCCCCGCCAGUCUCUCUGUGUUUCUGCUCAGGUUCCCUCUGCUGUGGCCAAGCGUGGGAAGGGACGUGGACACCCCGCCGGACUCCUGCUGCCCUCCCUGCCCUAUAGACAAUGCCGUCAGCGGAAGCUUGACGCGGACACUGCUACCUGCAGGAGCCCAUGGCCGAUAUUUCACACCUGGAAAACACAUCUGCCCCAAACCACGGGUCCUCUUCCAGUGCUUUUGCCUCUCCGCACUGCCCGGAGGAUCCCACUCUUUCCCCUUCACUCCCCACCAAGACAUUGUGUUGCUUUGUGACCAUAAAGGUUUGGUUUUCUUUUCUUCCCCUAAGCAACAGGGACCAGACACUCCCCACUCCUUCAGGAACAACUGUUGACCAGCGAUGAGAUGCGAGAGGGGCCUGAGCAGCAGAGAUGUGCCUUCUUGGUGCGUGCAGGACAAGGAAAAGCACUCUUGGGUUCCACCGGUCCUGCAAAGCCACCCCUAUGACCCAGCAGAGCUGGGAAGGUUGGGGAGGAGCAGCUGGGGAACGCCUGGAAGCACUCUGGCCAUCUGCUCAUUUCAAGCCUUGAAGCCACUUCCUCCAAGCUGUAAAUGUCUACCUCUGUGCUUCAACCUUUGGCAUCUUAUGUUGACUUCACACGCUAAAGAAACAAGUGAAUCCAAAAUGGACAUGGUCCGGGGGAUUGCUCCCACCGAGACACUGACUUCUGGUGACAACAGGGUUUAGGCAGCCUCCUGCUGGCUUCAGACAGCAGCGCCUGCUUGCUGGGGCGCUCAUUUCUCUGUGAAUAUGCAUGUUUGUGGGAUCAAUGUUGGUUUUCCUUUAUGCAGCAUAGGGACUUCCUUCGUGUAGGGCAGGAGGGCUGGAAAGGUCCCCCUGACCUCUUCCCACAUCUGUUUGAGGGAGCAGCAGGGCAGCUCCCAAAUGGCGGUGUGGGACUGGGUGCUGCCUGGGGCCUGUGCUGGCUGAGCACAGAACAGGGCACUCCAGCACCCUGCCCUGCAGGUGUGUGUGGUUAAGGGUGGUGGGGGAGCCGUAAGUUGUACUUUUUGUCUCAUAGGAACACAGUUAUCUUUGGUUUUAAGCUCCAUGUAUGUGUGGGGUGGGUUGCGGCCCGCUCUUCAGCCUGGCUCCAGCCACUUCCCAAAUCGGCUGCACCGAAGCAGGAGCACGGAGGCCAUGCUUGGAAGAAGACCUUUGCCUCCCACAGGCCUCUAUUUCGCUCCCUGGCCAAGGCUGCUGUCAUUGGCUUCCUGUCCAGAGCCUUUUUUCAAGCCGUCCUGAUGGUAACGGGCACAAGAGCCCACCGCCUCCUCCGCAGAGCCAGCAGCAGGACGCAGGCACGGCCCAGUCCUGCCCACACCCACCUCUUCCAGGGCUCCGGCCUCCUGCCCUUCACGCAGCAGGGCCUGCCCCAGCGCACAUGUUUACAGCAGUGCCAACUUCCAGCUCCCCCCGGCAGAACCGCGUGCCCUCAGGUGGCCAACAAGCCUCUGGGGCUCAGGAACAACGGGGCGACAGCGCUGCUCUGCUCCAAGCUGGGAGGGGAGACCCGCUGCUCUCCCCCUGCCAAACAGAGCCAGCACAGACUCGGCUUAACUUUCCCACCAGUGCUUUAUUUUUAACCUGAGACCUCAGGUGGGCACUUGUGUGAAUUUUGGCCAGUGGCCUUCUCUUCAGUAAUUCCUUUUUGUCUGGACAAUCUUGGUGCUGUGAGUGACCGUGAUUGUAAAACUAAGUACUGUGAAUUUUUCCUAUGUGAUGUGAGCUGUGUCUAGGGGAUGCUACCGUCCUGGCCAAAGGGGUGCAGUCGCAGGUCUGUUGGGGUUGUGCAGAUACUGGUUUCCUUGCACAUGCCUUUUCCAGCAGUGGACAGUGCUGGACAGUUAAAGCUCAGAAAGAGCUGCAGUACAGCUUAGGGAGAAUGAGAAGAUACUUGCACCCAAGCUUCAGUCAAAUGAGAAUAAUAUGUGCCAAAAAUACGGUGAAGGAAGAAAAAGCUAUUCAUCCCCAGCUCUGUUUUGCUGCUCCUAUGGUGUGGUUCAUGAUAGCACCAAAGUGAGUAGAACAUCCCUAAUACACGCAGGCAUGAGCAUAGCUGAGACACCGGAAGAAUCACAGCAGAAUUACUACUAAUGCAUCUUACUUAUUCAGUACACCCUCACAGCUGCUCUUUCAAUAGUGAGUGCCUUUUUCCAUCUAAGACAUUAGUGAGAAAAUGGCAUAUUGGAAAUGUAAGUAGCCAUGGCAUUUUCAAACCUUUGACUACGUUGAAAUUACAGUUCAGAUUUGUCCCCUUAUGCAAUAACUACCUGGGGCAGAUGACACCACAAAAUGAUGAUGCUAUUGCAUCAAAUUCCUCUGUAGAAAAAGUGGUUCUUCAUAGCCCCAUUGUUUAUAGGGUGUUAGAAAAUGUGCUGUUUGGGAUGUAUGAAGCUUCUGUAGCAGCUGACUGUACAGAAGCCCCCAUGCAACUAUCUAUUGGAGGGCAGUGCUGCCCUCCACUUACUUACUACAGAGAAGCAAUUAAAGCUCUGCAGUGUCUCAUUCCUAAGCCUGCCCCACCUUUUAAACUCCCUUCUCUUUGUUAAUUGAGCACUCAUAUCCAUUUAGACCCUUCUGCUGCACAAUAGAUCCAUCCGCAGAAGAAACGGACAGUGGUGCUGUCCAAGAGCAAACAAUACCUCACCCAACACACCUUGCACACCUACUAUCUUGUGCCCAACAUUAAUUACUGGUCCAGGUCAAUAACACUGCAAUAUCAAGUUGUGCCAUAUGAAAAUAUACACCCCUUGGGGUCCUGUUACAAGGCUUGUAGCAGAGCUCAGCUAUUUAGCAUUCUGUUGCAUGCCUCACUAAAAAGAGACCAUUCCCAGGAUGGGAAAAUGAAGUGAGAGAUGAGGCCUGUGGCCAGUGGACACUUGGCAUCCCCCUGGCAUUAAUCAGAAGCUGUAUUUUUUAAAAAGCAAGAUUGUUAAAAUAAAAUUAGAAACUUGUGACUGA
Messenger RNA from Gallus gallus (chicken), 4343 nucleotides. RefSeq names its product cat eye syndrome chromosome region, candidate 6 (gene CECR6). Bases 1 to 1326 code for a protein of 441 amino acids. The transcript has 2 exons. NCBI's taxonomy places the organism in Eukaryota, Metazoa, Chordata, Aves, Galliformes, Phasianidae. The record is from RefSeq and is a predicted model, not a curated record.